AUGACAGUAACUACUGCCAAUUCUUUAAGAGAAAAUUCAAUAGUGAACGAAAUAUUCCUCCCUUGCAAGGAGGUAUUCGUCAUAAAUCCACUGAAACCAAGGAAGAAGAUUCGAGCUUUAAUUCUGUUGGACACGAGAGGCCAACAAUCAUAUAUUUCAGAAACAUUACGAGAAAAUUUGCAGCCUGUAGCAAGAGAACAACAAACAAUUACUGUAUCAAAUAAUGGUAAAUACGAUGACAAAGCUGAUGUCGCAAAUGAAAUAUAUGCAGUUGAAAGGAUAUCAAUCUUCAAGAACGGAAGAUAUAAUAAAAUGGCGAAACCCGAUAUAUUGACAGGCUCAGAUUAUUAUUUCUCUCUUAUGAGAUCAGGCAUAAAGGACGCGAGAAAGGACUCUGGCGAACAUGUAACUGACUCACGUAACCUAACAGAACAAGAUCUGUCGCAGUUCUGGGCUCUAGAAGCUAUUGGAAUCGCAGACCCAAUUGACUUCAUUGAUGAUGAAGAAGCAUAUGAACAAUUUGAAAAAUCAGUCAGAAGAAAUGAGGAAGGAAGAUAUGCCAUAUUAUACCUUGGAAAAUCAAAUUUUGGUCUUAUUUUUGGUAGAUUGACAUCCAUUUGGAAUAAACUGCUAAAGGAUACAAGCCUGAGACAUCAAUAUAACCAAAUAUUUAAGGAGCAAUUGGAUGAUAAGAUAAUCGAACCUGCUCCUUCAGAAACACCGUUCUUACGUAUUAUAUUCCACAUCUUCCUCGGCAGUAGGAAAGGUUAUUCGUUAAACGAUCAACUGUAUAAAGCUCUACUUCUACUCCACACCUGGCUGGAAUUAUUUAUUCUAAUGGCAUAG
Molecule: messenger RNA, 846 nt
Organism: Dracunculus medinensis (Guinea worm)
Lineage: Eukaryota; Metazoa; Nematoda; Chromadorea; Rhabditida; Dracunculidae
Source: the annotation of a GenBank genome assembly